Molecule: messenger RNA, 2737 nt
Organism: Musa acuminata subsp. malaccensis (wild Malaysian banana)
Lineage: Eukaryota; Viridiplantae; Streptophyta; Magnoliopsida; Zingiberales; Musaceae
Molecular function (GO): DNA binding; protein dimerization activity
Source: RefSeq, a predicted model, not a curated record
UCUCUCUCUGUCUCUCUCGUUCUUCUCUCUCAUCUCCCUUCCUCCUCUUAUAUUUCGCUUCCUCUUCGUAUAUUUCGCACACACCAACUGGCCGAUCUUGGAGAUACAUACCUAAAUGUGCUCGGGGUAUAGUGAUCCCAGUCCAAGAAACUGAGAAGUUUGCGGUUGGCUUUUCGAUCCGUUCUCGAGUCAGCUCGAAUGUCGGCUGGGUUUGGUUUUCUGACGCACGUGUACACGGCUUUCUUCUCACGUCACCUCGUUGUUCAUCCCAGCUCGAGCAUAGUCUUCUGGUCACGGCUCUGAUGCGCCUCAUCCACUGCCCCACGAGGAUAUCAGUCACACUUGUCCGUGACACGGGCUAAUUGGCUUGUUUUGUGGAAUGUAUCGUAUAAAGGCCAGAGAGUGAGUGAAGAGAGAGACUGGAGCAGUGGAGCUGCAUCCGUAAAUGGCUGCUUAAUCUUUCUCACCUGGACAGCCGGCUAUCGAAACGUUGCUCGACAUGAUAGAGCGUUGGAUGACCGAUCCAUUCUCAUCAUGGUUCGUGAGAAAGAUGUUUGCUGGGAAUAUUGUGACAAGAUGGAUGGAAACAAAGUUAGAUGCAAGUUCUGCCUCAAAGUACUGAAUGGGGGCAUUAGCAGAUUGAAGUUUCACCUUUCUCGCUUGCCAAGGAAAGGUGUCCAUCCAUGCACAAAAGUCAGAGAUGAAGUUACUGAUAGGGUGAAAGCUAUUAUAUCAAUGAAAGAAGAGGGGAAGGAAGUUUCUGUUGUUAAAAAACAAAGAUUGGUUGAAACAAAAUCUCCGGGAAUAGUUUCAAAUACAAAAGUGCAUAUACCCUCACCAGAGAGUACACCUCCUGUCGUGAAGCUUCUUACUGGAUGCACGGCAAUCAGGCCUCAGUCUUCUCUGGAUGCAGAGAGAUGCAUUGCUGAGUUCUUUUUUGAAAACAAGUUGGAUUUCAGUGUUGCACACUCUCCCUCGUAUCAGCUUAUGCUCGAGGCACUUGGUGGUGCAGGAUUUAGAGGGCCGUCGCCAGAAGCCUUGAGGAUGACAUGGUUGCAGAAGCUCAAGUCAGAGGUCACGCUGCAGAUAAAAGAGAUCGAAAAAGACUGGGCAACAAGUGGAUGUACCAUCAUAGCUGAUACAUGGACAGACCUCAAGUCAAGAGCCUUAAUCAACUUUUUUGUCUCAUCUCCAUUGGGAACCUUCUUCCACAAAUCUGUUGAUGCAUCUACGUACUUCAAAAAUUCUAAAUGCCUCUAUGAUUUGUUUGAUUCUAUCAUUCAAGAUUUUGGCCCAGAGAAUGUUGUUCAAGUGAUAACUGAUAGUUCUUUAAAUUAUGUCAGUGUGGGGAAUCACAUCAUGCAAAACUACAACACCAUCUUCUGGUCCACUUGUGCUUCUCACUGCCUGAAUUUGAUUCUGGAGGACUUUUCCAAGAUUGAUUGGGUAAAUAGAUGUAUCUUGCAAGCACAGUCUAUCACAAGAUUUAUCUAUAACCAUACCUGGGUGCUUGAUCUGAUGAGAAAGUUCACUGGGGGUCAGCAGCUUGUUCGCUCAGGCAUUACAAGGUCUACAUCAAAUUUCCUCACCUUGCAAUCGAUGUUGAGGCACAAAUCAAGGUUGAAACAUAUGUUCAAUAGUCCAGAAUAUUCAUCUUCUCCUUAUGCAAAUAGACCUCACAGUAUAUCUUGCAUGGAUAUUCUCGAUGACAGUGAACUUUGGAGAGCAGUUGAAGAAAUUGCAGCUGUUUCUGAACCUCUUCUGAAAGUAUUGAGGGAUGUUUCUGGGGGUAAACCUGCAAUUGGUUCUAUAUACGAAUCUAUGACAAGGGCCAAGGAGUCCAUAAGGACUUACUACAUAAUGGACGAAGGGAAAUGCAAGACUUUUCUUGACAUAGUCGAUAGAAGGUGGCAAAACCAGUUUCACUCACCUCUGCAUGCAGCAGCAGCAUAUUUAAACCCGAGCAUACAGUAUAAUCCAGAAGUUAAAUUUCUUGGGAUUAUUAAGGAACAAUUCCUCACCGUCCUAGACAAACUACUGCCGAUGCCUGAAUUGAGACACGAUAUCACAGAGCAAAUUUAUAUAUUUAGAAAGGCGCAAGGGAUGUUUGGGUCCAACUUAGCUAGGGAAGCACGCAAUACCACCUCUCCUGGAAUGUGGUGGGAGCAGUAUGGUGAUUCGGCUCCUGGACUGCAACGAGUUGCAGUAAGAAUACUCAGUCAGGUCUGCAGCACUUCUACCUUUGAGAGAAACUGGAGCGCGAUUCAGCAGAUUCACUCAGAAAAGCGUAAUAGGCUGGAUAAGGAGACUUUGAGUGACCUUCUCUUCGUUCACUACAAUCUCAAGCUAGGAUCCAAGGGAAAGGUAGCAGAUAUGGAUCCUAUCAUACUUGAUGACAUUGAUAUGACCUCGGAUUGGGUGGAGGAGACAGAAAACCCAAAUCCAACGCAAUGGCUCGACCGAUUUAGUUCUGCCUUGGAUGGUGGAGACUUGAAUACUAGACAGUUUAGUACUACAUCAAUCUUUAAUUCAAAUGAUCACAUCUUUGGUUUGUGACUGUAAAGACAUAGGUCAUGUUUAGUGUUAGAUCACCCCCAAGUAAAGCUCACUGCUAGAAAAAAAAAAAGCUGUAUCAAACGUAUCAAAUCAGUUCUUUCCUGUACCAAUUGCUUUCAUAUGUAAGGGAUCUUCUGGGCAGAUUGCCCAAGUAAUCAUGCAUUAUAUCACCUUAGAGACA